Trifolium pratense (red clover) is the source of this 1924-nucleotide messenger RNA. Its product is annotated as DNA-directed RNA polymerase III subunit RPC3. Gene Ontology annotation, biological process: DNA-templated transcription. The coding region runs from base 204 to 1733 and encodes 509 amino acids. Gene Ontology annotation, cellular component: RNA polymerase III complex. The transcript is spliced from 14 exons. Gene Ontology annotation, molecular function: single-stranded DNA binding. The record is from RefSeq and is a predicted model, not a curated record. NCBI's taxonomy places the organism in Eukaryota, Viridiplantae, Streptophyta, Magnoliopsida, Fabales, Fabaceae.
GGGAGAAUCGAACCCACGAAACCACGAUCAAUUAAACUGUAGACCAAAACAAUAACCGUUUUGCUGCGAAUGAAAUCAUUGCAUAAUCGAUUCUAUAGGUUUGAUAAUAUAGCAUGAGUAAAUUCUGAAAAGCCCUAAAUCCCCUUCCCGCGCCUUUCUCUCUUCAAUUCUGAAUCUCCUUCACCGCCGUCUCUCCCAACAAGAUGGUUCAGCAAUGGGGAAUCAAGUUCGCCGUCCUCCUCAUCACCGACCACUUCGGCAAAAUCGUCGCUAAUGUCUGCGAAAAACUACUUAAACAAGGACCUCUCACUUUGGACCUCCUUGUUCGCUACACCGAACUUUCAACGGUGCAUGUUAAGAAUUCAUUGCUUGUAUUAAUUCAACAUAAUUGCGUUCAGCCAUUCCAUUUUCAAGGUGUUACGAUUGAUGAAUCGAAAGUUAAGACACAAUACUUGGUGCUGUUUGAUAACAUAUUACAUCGGGCGAGAUUUCCAAAAUUCAUGGAGAUAGUGUCAGAGGAACUUGGUGAUAAAUGUGCACAGAUUUUCAAAGGAUUGCUCCACAAUGGUAGACUUAAUUUGAAACAGAUGGUUGACAGAGCAAGUCAAGAAAAGGCAGAGGCUGAAGAUACUGUACGAGAGAGCCUUUGUAAACUUCUGAUGGCUCGAUAUGUUGAACGCUGUCCAAUCCCUGAGGUUUCGAUAGUUGAAGAAGUAGAUGAUAAAAAGAAACGUGGUUCUAAGGCUGCCAAGGAAUUCAAAGCACCAGUGACAACAGAAGAUCGUGUUAGAGAAGCUGCAACGCAUGGGGAUACGGCCAGAUUUUCACUCACUGCAGAUACAGGAUAUAAUAGUGACGAAGAAACAAAGCCAUCUGAUAUAAGUGUUGCAGAAAAUGUUGCAAAAGAGGAGUCAACUCUUUGGCGUGCAAAUUUUGAGGAGUUCAUACGUUAUCUUAGGGAUAAGGCAUUGAUUGAGAAUGUAAGAACACGAAUGGAUGAUGGAGCUGCUACCGUCUUACGUGCAAUAUUGGAGGCAACAAGAAAUAAGGAGAAACAAGUGAAAAUAGAAAAAUCAGUUCCCUUACCACUGGAUACAAUUUUCACAGAGGUGAUGAAGACUGAAAAUGGCCGAACUAUGACCAUGGAUCGUGUUAAAGCUUCCCUUGUUCAGUUGGGUUGUUCAAAUCAGAUGUUAUAUGAAUAUAUUAUUGAUUUAGAGCACAUUAUUCAUUGGGCUCGUAAUGAAGAGGUUGAGUCAAUUGUGUUAAAAAGGUAUGGAAGGGAUGCCUACCGAAUGUUCAGGUAUCUGUCAAAGGCAAAACAGUUUUGUCCAACAGAUAAGAUUGCAGAUGAUACUCUUGUUGAGAAAAAGGAAGCUCCAAAGUUACUGUUCAAGUUAUGGAAGGAAAACUACUUGCAAAUGGAGAAAGUAACUGUCACACUCUCCGCGGGAAAUACUGGUAAAUUAUCAACUAUUUAUAUGUGGCAAGUAAAUCAGCCUCUGCUUUGGGAACAUGUUCUGGACGAGCUGUACCAUGGUGCCUUAAAUUUGAAACUAAGAAUAGCUUUUGAGCAAGAAACUAAUGAAGAGAUUUUAAAUAUUCCUAAGAAGAAGAUUAACGACUCCGAGCCACUGCGGAAGAAACACAGACGGCUACAAAAUGUUAUUUUACUCUUGGGAUCAUCAUUGAUAAAACUUGAUGAUACUAUUAUGCUUUUCAAUGACUUCUGAGUAUAAAUUUUGAGACAGUUACUGCGACUUCUUCAUAGAGGAAUAACAAACUUGAUAUUUUAUAAUUGAACAAUACUCCAAAUACAAUACUUGGAGCAUUCACAUUGAAUUUAGCUAACAAUAUGGAUUUUGAUGUAAUUGAUUGGUAAUUAACUUUUAAGUAUUAGAUAUUUAAUUUUUUUUUUGUUGGA